AUGAUUGCAUACAAUCCUUCUCAUUUCAUGCGAAUGCCCCCCCUUCCCCUUAUCCCAGAAAAAGGUAUCUCUACAAACCUCAACUCCCCCUCCAGAGCUACCCUUCAAGGCACGCCCUUCAGGAGCAGCCCUUCAGGAGCAGCCCUUCAGGAGCAGCCCUUCAGGAGCAGCCCUUCAGGAGCAGCCCUUCAGGAGCAGCCCUUCAGGAGCAGCCCUUCAGGAGCAGCCCUUCAGGAGGAGCCCUUCAGGAGCAGCCCUUCAGGAGCAGCCCUUCAGGAGCAGCCCUUCAGGAGCAGCCCUUCAGGAGCAGCCCUUCAGGAGCAGCCCUUCAGGAGGAGCCCUUCAGGAGCAGCCCUUCAGGAGCAGCCCUUCAGGAGCAGCCCUUCAGGAGGAGCCCUUCAAGGCACGCCCUUCAGGAGCAGCCCUUCAGGAGGAGCCCUUCAAGGCACGCCCUUCAGGAGCAGCCCUUCAGGAGGAGCCCUUCAGGAGGAGCCCUUCAGGAGCAGCCCUUCAGGAGCAGCCCUUCAGGAGCAGCCCUUCAGGAGGAGCCCUUCAGGAGCAGCCCUUCAGGAGCAGCCCUUCAGGAGGAGCCCUUCAAGGCACGCCCUUCAGGAGGAGCCCUUCAAGGCACGCCCUUCAGGAGGAGCCCUUCAGGAGCAGCCCUUCAGGAGCAGCCCUUCAGGAGCAGCCCUUCAGGAGGAGCCCUUCAAGGCACGCCCUUCAGGAGCAGCCCUUCAGGAGCAGCCCUUCAGGAGCAGCCCUUCAGGAGGAGCCCUUCAAGGCACGCCCUUCAGGAGCAGCCCUUCAGGAGCAGCCCUUCAGGAGCAGCCCUUCAGGAGGAGCCCUUCAAGGCACGCCCUUCAGGAGCAGCCCUUCAGGAGCAGCCCUUCAGGAGGAGCCCUUCAAGGCACGCCCUUCAGGAGCAGCCCUUCAGGAGCAGCCCUUCAAGAGGAGCCCUUCAGGAGCAGCCCUUCAGGAGGAGCCCUUCAGGAGGAGCCCUUCAGGAGCAGCCCUUCAAGAGGAGCCCUUCAGGAGCAGCCCUUCAGGAGCAGCCCUUCAGGAGCAGCCCUUCAGGAGGAGCCCUUCAAGGCACGCCCUUCAGGAGGAGCCCUUCAGGAGCAGCCCUUCAGGAGCAGCCCUUCAGGAGCAGCCCUUCAAGAGGAGCCCUUCAGGAGCAGCCCUUCAGGAGCAGCCCUUCAGGAGCAGCCCUUCAGGAGGAGCCCUUCAAGGCACGCCCUUCAGGAGGAGCCCUUCAAGAGGAGCCCUUCAGGAGCAGCCCUUCAGGAACAGCCCUUCAGGAGCAGCCCUUCAGGAGGAGCCCUUCAAGGCACGCCCUUCAGGAGCAGCCCUUCAGGAGCAGCCCUUCAGGAGCAGCCCUUCAGGAGGAGCCCUUCAGGAGCAGCCCUUCAGGAGGAGCCCUUCAAGGCACGCCCUUCAGGAGCAGCCCUUCAGGAGCAGCCCUUCAGGAGCAGCCCUUCAGGAGCAGCCCUUCAGGAGCAGCCCUUCAGGAGCAGCCCUUCAGGAGGAGCCCUUCUGCGGCUUAGUUUUUUGACCCGGUACAAAGUUUCUUGCCUAAUUAAAAGGUGUCGAACCCAGCUUCUAACUCUCAUCUUUGAUUUUCUUCAUUAUUUAAGCUGA
Messenger RNA from Procambarus clarkii (red swamp crayfish), 1638 nucleotides. RefSeq lists its product as uncharacterized. NCBI's taxonomy places the organism in Eukaryota, Metazoa, Arthropoda, Malacostraca, Decapoda, Cambaridae. The record is from RefSeq and is a predicted model, not a curated record.